AUGUCCAAGGCCGUGACGAAGACGAGCACGGCGGCGAGGGUGACUGUCUUGACCAGCCUCCCGGUCUCCCUCGCGUGGCGCUCCGCUGGCUCCCGCUGGGCGCAGGACGGCAUGCUGGCCGAGUCCUCCCGCAUCGCGCCGCUGCUGCUCGGCUCGCUGUUGCUCUGCGUCGUGCUUCUCUUCCUCCUCCUCGCGGUGCACGGCCGCGCGGAGGCCCGCAAGGUAUGCAACAAGGGGUAUGCCAGCGCCGCCCUUCCGGGAGUCUUUUCCGGGUUGACCUUCGUGCUUGAAAAUUUCGCGCUCGCGAACGGCCUCAGCGCGACCUUGGUGGUUCUGCUCAACAAGCGAUUCUGCUGGGCGUCCUCGGGGAGAUUUGGUUGA
Prorocentrum cordatum is the source of this 381-nucleotide messenger RNA. The record is from the annotation of a GenBank genome assembly. Lineage: Eukaryota; Dinophyceae; Prorocentrales; Prorocentraceae.